Molecule: messenger RNA, 735 nt
Organism: Centruroides sculpturatus (bark scorpion)
Lineage: Eukaryota; Metazoa; Arthropoda; Arachnida; Scorpiones; Buthidae
Exons: 5
Coding region: 1-690 (229 amino acids)
Cellular component (GO): membrane
Molecular function (GO): ligand-gated monoatomic ion channel activity
Source: RefSeq, a predicted model, not a curated record
AUGUAUANGUUAAUUGGAUCUCGGAUGUGUGGAAGCACGGAAGUGGGAUACGAAAUAGUUCAUCCCAUACCUUUAUCCCUGGGCAAAAAGGAAUCGAACGGUUCGUACUCGGGAAUGAUUGGUCAAGUCGUGAAUAAGGUUGCAGAUAUGACGGGAAUACCAUCGGUAGUACAAAAGGAAUAUCCAGUGGAUUAUUCGACCAUUGUACUUAUCGAUCCCGUACGAUUCAUUGUCGCGGAAAGAAAAAUGGAAUCAGACUGGAAAACAGUCUCUCGACCCUUCUCUUUUCAGCUUUGGAUCGCAAUUGGCAUUUCGAUAGUUCUACUUGGAAUCAUCUUACCACAAAUAAUAAACUCUGGCAAAAAUAUAAAGAGAUGCAAGAAGUUUUGGUCAGUUGAGAAAACCAUUAUGUUUCUUCUAGCCACUUUCUCUCUGCAAGGAAGUAACUUGAAUUCCAUAAGAGAAAAUUCGUCAAGAAUAUCAAUCGGAGUUUGGUUAUUAUCAAUUUCUGUUUUAGGACUUAGUUAUGCCGGAAUAUUAAUUUCGUUUCUCACUGCGCCUAUAUACGAGCCGUUGCCAAGAACCAUUCAUGAGUUGGCUACUGCUGUCAAAAAUGGUGAAUAUUCUUGUGGAUCAUUACCAGAUGGUGUACCGAUGUUCCUACAGGUUAAUACAUUUCUGCCUUUUUAAUGUAAUAUUCGGUUUGUGUUUUGUAAGCUUUCACUAUGAAAUAGU